Messenger RNA from Setaria italica (foxtail millet), 1264 nucleotides. Its product is annotated as dof zinc finger protein MNB1A. Lineage: Eukaryota; Viridiplantae; Streptophyta; Magnoliopsida; Poales; Poaceae. The coding region runs from base 133 to 891 and encodes 252 amino acids. Gene Ontology annotation, molecular function: DNA binding; DNA-binding transcription factor activity. The record is from RefSeq and is a predicted model, not a curated record. Gene Ontology annotation, biological process: regulation of DNA-templated transcription. The transcript has a single exon.
CGCGACCGCGACCAUAAGAGAAGAAGGGUAGCGAGCCCCGGCGGCAACCGCCCCCAGCCCUCGCGUUCGCGCGUGUUCAGUUCCCACUCCCUCCUCCUCUAACGCAGGCGAGCACCCACGGCGCCGUCGCGCAUGCAGGGAGCAGCGGCCGAGCCGGGCCGCCGGCUGGCGCAGCAGCAGUUCGCGGGGGUCGACCUCCGCCGGCCCAAGGGGUACGCGGUGCCGGCGCCCGCGGAGGGGGACCCGUGCCCGCGGUGCGAGUCGCGGGAUACCAAGUUCUGCUACUACAACAACUACAACACCUCCCAGCCGCGCCACUUCUGCAAGGGCUGCCGGCGCUACUGGACCAAGGGCGGCACGCUCCGCAACGUACCCGUCGGCGGCGGCACCCGCAAGAAGCCCUCAUCGUCGCCGCCAUCGUCCUACGCGGCCGCCGCCAACGCCAACAAGCCCAAGAAGCCCUCCAAGAAGAAGCGCCGCGUCGUCGUCGUCGCGCCCCAGGACCCCGUCGCCGCCCCUGUCGCCGCCCCUACCCUCGUCGCUGCCCCGGCUGCCGACUCCGCCAAGACGACGACGAACGAGACAACGACCACGACGACGAACGAGACGACGGCCACGACGGCGACACCGACGACGACCGACGCGGCGAGCGAGAUCACCACCGAGCUCGUGGUCCCCGCGGCGGAGGAGGAGGACUCCCUCGCCCACCUGCUGCAGCCGGACGUGGCGCUGGGGCUCGGCACCUCCGACUUCCCGGCCGCGGGGAAGGCGCUGGACUUGGAGCCGGACUCGUUCGAGUGGCCGGCGGCGUUCGACCUGGGCGGCGCGUGCUGGGGCAGCGCCGGGUUUGCCGAUCCGGACCCCGCCGGCCUGUUCCUCAACCUCCCGUGACGGAGACACGCGGCGACGGCAGGCCGCGCGCGCCGCGACGUGCUUCGUGCCGUUCUGCGCGCCGGCGCCGGCUGCUUUGAGUCAGGUGUGGGUUUUGGCGACCGACCUGAUUAACGCUCCUCUUCUUGCAGUUUAAUUAGUGGUACAUGAUAACAUGCUUUGGGGGUAUAUGAUGAUAUGGUCGUGACGACGACGAAGACGACGACCUUGAUUUUAGCUUUGUUUUUUUGGGGUCAACUAGUGGCCGCUGGGUGUUUUACUCAUCAGAUGGCUAACUCUACAGCUUUGGGGGUGGUGUUUCAUCUGUCUAUAGACUGAGCUUUGCUUAAGCUUCUUCUUCAAUGGCUAUGCAAAACUUCUUUUCAUGGCGAAA